Xenia sp. Carnegie-2017 is the source of this 1759-nucleotide messenger RNA. RefSeq names its product UDP-glucose 6-dehydrogenase-like. The coding region runs from base 125 to 1585 and encodes 486 amino acids. The record is from RefSeq and is a predicted model, not a curated record. NCBI's taxonomy places the organism in Eukaryota, Metazoa, Cnidaria, Anthozoa, Malacalcyonacea, Xeniidae. The transcript is spliced from 13 exons. Gene Ontology annotation, biological process: glycosaminoglycan biosynthetic process. Gene Ontology annotation, molecular function: NAD binding; UDP-glucose 6-dehydrogenase activity. Gene Ontology annotation, cellular component: nucleus; cytosol.
GCCAGAUGCCACGUGGACAUUUAAUAUUAUAUCAUUAUAUCAACGGGAUUCUAAACAAGAAUACAUUGUUGGAAUUAUUGUCUAUUCUGUAAUCGUUUUUAAGUGACAAUAUUUACGCACAGCCAUGGGUACGAGACAGGUAGUAAAUAAAAUAUGUUGUAUUGGUGCUGGCUAUGUUGGUGGACCUACUUGUGCUGUUAUUGCUUACAAAUGUCCUGAAAUAACAGUGACUGUUGUUGAUCUCAGCAAAUCUAGAAUUGACGCUUGGAAUUCCAGUAGAUUACCUAUAUACGAGCCCGGCCUUCAAGAAAUAGUUGAACAAUGUCGUGGGAAGAAUUUAUUUUAUUCUACAGAUAUAGACAAGAGCAUUGUCGAAGCCGACUUGAUUUUUAUAUGCGUGAAUACUCCAACAAAAACAUUUGGUCUGGGCAAGGGAAGAGCUCCAGAUUUGAAAUAUAUCGAAUCAGCAGCUCGACAUAUUUCAAAAGUGGCCACGACGCACAAGAUCAUUGUUGAGAAAAGCACUGUUCCAGUUAGGGCAGCAGAAAGCAUAUCAACCAUUUUAAAAGCCAACAAACAAUCUGGUACAUUGUAUGAGGUCCUGUCAAACCCAGAAUUUUUGGCAGAAGGCACAGCUAUUAAUGAUUUAUUGCAUCCUGACAGAGUCUUAAUAGGUGGUGAGCAAACAAGAGGAGGACAAGUUGCAAUAGAUACACUGGCAUGGAUUUAUGAGCAUUGGAUUCCUGAAAAUAGAGUUAUCAAAACAAACACAUGGUCUUCAGAAUUAUCAAAAUUGGCAGCCAAUGCAUUUCUUGCUCAAAGAAUUUCCAGCAUAAAUGCAUUGAGUGCAGUAUGUGAAGCCACUGGUGCUGAUGUUGCAGAAGUUUCAAAUGCCAUUGGCAAAGACUCUCGAAUUGGAAGCAAAUUUUUACAAGCAUCAGUGGGUUUUGGAGGCAGUUGUUUUCAAAAGGAUGUUCUCAACUUGGUGUACCUAUGCGAAGCCUUAAAUCUCCCCGAGGUGGCUGCAUACUGGCAUCAGGUUGUCUCAAUGAACGAGUUCCAAAGACGGCGAUUUGCAAAUAAAAUAAUUCAUGCAUUGUUUAAUACGGUCACGGAUAAAAAGAUUGGAAUAUUAGGUUUCUCAUUUAAAAAGAAUACAGGUGAUACCAGGGAGUCAGCAAGUAUAUACAUUUGCAAAUACUUGUUGGAAGAAGGAGCAAGAGUGACAAUCUAUGACCCAAAAGUUGAGGAAGAGCAAGUCUUCACAGAACUCUGCCAUCCAAGUAUAUCAUCAGAUCCAGAGAAAGUGAGAAAAUUGGUGAAAAUAGAAAAGGAUGCAUACAGAGCACUGGAAAAUGCACAUGCAUUGGUUGUUUGUACUGAAUGGGAUGAAUUUAAGACAUUGGACUACAGGCACAUUUAUACAAAUAUGUUGAAACCAGCUUUUGUUUUUGAUGGAAGAAUGAUAUUGGACCAUGAUGGUCUUGUUGACAUUGGCUUUCAAGUUGAGACAAUUGGUAAAGUUGUAAAGAAUUCAAUACCCCCUGUAACACCUCCAAUACCACCAAAUACAUUCUUAAGUUAGUAACUAGUAGUUAAAAAUCUAUAAACAACCAUCUUACAAAUAACAGAAUGACUGACUAACACCCCACAAGCUGCAAAUAAUGUCAAUGUGUUCAGACAUUUAUUGAUAAGAAAACAAUAGUACCAUAACAUUACCAUAGCAAUUCAUACAAUAAAGAGAGAUUAUUUUGGAUAA